Messenger RNA from Talaromyces proteolyticus, 1202 nucleotides. RefSeq names its product putative aldo-keto reductase. NCBI's taxonomy places the organism in Eukaryota, Fungi, Ascomycota, Eurotiomycetes, Eurotiales, Trichocomaceae. The transcript has 4 exons. Bases 129 to 1127 code for a protein of 332 amino acids. Gene Ontology annotation, molecular function: oxidoreductase activity. The record is from RefSeq and is a predicted model, not a curated record.
UGGCUGUCCGUAUGCGCGACUUUCACAACCAACAACUUCCUGGCAUGUCAGUAUAUAUAGAAAGUCUUAUGUUCGCCUAACCUCUCCUUCUUCUCUUUCCAGAAUUGCCCUCUUAUGAGUGCACUAACAUGACCGAUCAGCCUAACCCUAUCUGCCGAACAACAUUCAAACUAAACAAUGGAGCCAGUAUUCCUGCUGUGGGGCUCGGUACAUGGCAAGGGCGACCAGGCAGCCAAGAUGCCCAACUCCUCCGCGAAACCAUCAUCCACGCCCUCCGGGGCGGCUAUCGCCUCAUCGACACCGCCCAGUCGUACGGGGUCGAAGACAUCGUCGGCUCUGCGAUCCGCGCCAGCGGCGUAGCACGUCACGAAAUCACCGUGGUAACAAAACUCGUCGGCGCGGCGCUGCUCAACCCAGCCGCGGCGCUACAGAAAUCCCUCAACCAACUAAACCUCGAAUAUAUCGAUCUAUUCCUGAUGCACUGGCCCCAGGCCCUGACGCCAGAUGGCUCACGGCCAUACAGGCCCGACGAGCGGCCGACAUUUAUGGAUUCGUGGAAAUUGAUGGAGAAGCUCGUUGAGCCUGGGAGUGCGACAGCGAGACAGUGUCGCGCGAUUGGCGUGAGUAAUUUUACGGAAAAGACACUAAACACACUUCUCGAAGAGGCUACUGUCGUGCCCGCCGUUAAUCAGAUUGAAUUACACGCGUUCAAUCCAGCGCUCAACCUCGUCCCGUUCUGCCACAAGCACGGGAUCCAGGUGAUGAGCUGGAGCACGCUGGGCAGCCGCCAGGCGCCGGAGAUUCUGACAGACGAGCCCUUCACAACGCUCGCGCAGAAACAUAAUACAUCGCCGGCAGUCAUAUCGCUGUCAUGGUGUGUGCAGCGCGGGGUAGUUGUGGUUCCCAUGAGCGGGAAUCCCACGCGGAUUGACGAGAAUAUCCGGCUGAUCACGCUGCCGGACGAGGAUGUUGAGACGAUGAAUAAUGCGUAUAAGACCAGACGAGUGCGGCUGUCAGAUGCGAAUGAGAGGCUCAGGUUUGAUGUCCCGGGAAAGGGAAGGCUCUUGAUGGGCUGGACCAAUGUGGAGUUUGGGUUUGAGGAUGAGCAGGGGAAUUGGCUGAAUUAGUAUAUUAUGACCAUGUACGACCCAUGUAUAUAUAUUGAAUCUCAUAUAAUAACCUUGAACCAACAUUUGAAACCG